Castor canadensis (American beaver) is the source of this 2392-nucleotide messenger RNA. The record is from RefSeq and is a predicted model, not a curated record. NCBI's taxonomy places the organism in Eukaryota, Metazoa, Chordata, Mammalia, Rodentia, Castoridae.
UUUUAUUCUUUAAUAAAGAUUUUAUGCACUUGAUUACAAAAACUUUGCUGCAUGCGUGAAUGCAUGUGCACAUGUGUACUCACUUAUUUGACCUUAGUUUGCAGGAGGGGACUGGACGGCCUGUGGCUUCCAAUAAGGCCAUCACCUGCGCAGAGCUUGUCUUGGACGUCUCACCAAAGACACAGCGUGUCAUCCUAAAGAAGAAGGAACCAGGGAAGCGAUCCCAGCUCUGGAGGAUAACGGGCACAGGAAUGCUGGCCCACGAGGGCUCUGCAGUUCCUCACAACCCCAGCAAGCCCUCAGCCACACGCCCCACUGAGGGCUCUGCCAUCCUGGAUAUUGCUGGGCUUGCUGCAGUAACUGACAACAGAUACGAGCCGCUGAUGCUACGAAAGCCUGACCGCAGGCGAAGCACAACCCAGACGUGGAGUUUCCGAGAAGGAAAACUGACCUGUGGCUUGCAUGGGCUGGUUGUCCAGGCCAAAGGAGGACUUUCUGGAUUGUUUGAUGGAGCUGAAGUAGUCCUUGGUCCUGACACAUCUGUGGAACUUUUGGGACCAGUUCCACCUGAGCAACAAUUUAUUAAUCAGAAAAUGAGGCCUGGUUCUGGAGUAUUAUCCAUCAGAGUCAUCCCAGAUGGACCAACCAGAGCACUCCAGAUAACAGAUUUCUGCCUGCGGAAAAGUGACCACUCAUCAUAUGAAGUGGAUGAAUUUCCUGUGACUGACCAAGAGCUGCAGAAACUAAGGAGUCCAGACACAGAACUAGAAUUGGAAGUACUUGUGAGGUUAGAAGGUGGAAUUGGUGUGUCCUUAAUUAAUAAAGUCCCAGAAGAACUGAUCUUUGCAAGUCUUUCAGGAAUCAAUGUCCACUAUACCCAGUUGGCAAGCAGUCACAUGCUUGAACUCAGCAUUCAAGAUGUGCAGGUUGACAAUCAGCUCAUUGGUACCACUCAGCCCUUCAUGCUGUACGUGACCCCUCUGAGCAAUGAGAAUGAGGUCACUGAGACUGGCCCUGCUGUGCAAGUGAAUGCAGUGAAGUUCCCCAGCAAGAGUGCGCUGACCAACAUCUACAAGCACCUGCUGGUCACAGCGCAAAGAUUCACCGUACAGAUUGAGGAGAAGCUGCUGCUCAAGCUGCUAAGUUUCCUUGGCUGCAACCAAGCAGAGCCAGAGGUGGAAAAAUACGAUGAAAACCUCCAUGAAAAGGCAGUCGAGCAGGGUGGAACACCAAUUCGAUACUACUUUGAAAAUCUCAAGAUCAACAUUCCCCAGGUCAAGCUCAGUGUGUUCACCUCCAGCAAGCUGCCAUUGGACCUCAAGGCACUAAAAAGCACCUUAGGGUUCCCACUGAUUCGGUUUGAAGAUGCUGUGAUCAAUCUGGACCCGUUCACUCGAGUCCAUCCCUAUGAGACCAAGGAGUUCAUCAUCAAUGAUGUCCUCAAACAUUUCCAGGAGGAACUCCUCAGCCAGGCAGCUCGAAUCCUGGGAUCAGUAGAUUUUCUUGGCAAUCCCAUGGGCCUUUUGAAUGAUGUUUCUGAAGGAGUUACUGGACUGAUAAAGUAUGGAAAUGUUGGAGGCCUUAUCAGAAAUGUUACACAUGGAGUGUCAAACUCAGCUGCCAAGUUUGCAGGGACAUUAUCAGAUGGCUUAGGGAAGACGAUGGACAAUCGGCAUCAGUCAGAGCGGGAGUACAUCAGGUACCACGCAGCCACAAGUGGGGAGCACCUUGUGGCUGGCAUCCAUGGCCUGGCUCAUGGUAUCAUUGGUGGACUGACCAGUGUUAUAACCUCAACAGUGGAAGGUGUGAAAACAGAAGGGGGUGUCAGCGGCUUCAUAUCUGGCCUUGGCAAAGGACUUGUUGGUACUGUGACCAAGCCAGUGGCAGGCGCUCUGGAUUUUGCAUCUGAAACAGCACAAGCAGUGAGAGAUACAGCCACACUCAGUGGCCCCAGGUCAGUGAUCAUGGGGGGAGUGUGUUUGCCAUUUCUAGCCCAGGUCUGCUGCUUCCUCUAGUCUAUACUAUGCAUAGCCAUAGCUAUUAUGCAUUUUUAAGCUCUUGUAACUGCCUAACAUAAAUGCAUGAAAAUGGAGUAUAAACCUGUAGUGAGAAAGAGAUUAUAUUACAUUGGUUUUUUUCAUUGGAAAGGUCAGAAACAGUAUUAUAUCAUUAUAAGAUUCCCCUGUUCACCAAGCUAAAUAGAUCCCCUUUCCCAUGCCCAUGAAGAACACCAUUAGGUUGUAAGCUGAUGGGGCUAUGCUUCUAGGCCCAUGGUAUAGUUGAAGAAUGUAUGUAAUUGUGUUUUAUCACAGUGUUGUUCCUUCUUAGUUUUCCUUCUACUUGAAAGUGCCAGCCAGGUCCCUACCCCCAUAAAAAGGAACUGUCUCCUCUC